Molecule: messenger RNA, 1059 nt
Organism: Trichoderma harzianum CBS 226.95
Lineage: Eukaryota; Fungi; Ascomycota; Sordariomycetes; Hypocreales; Hypocreaceae
Exons: 3
Coding region: 1-1059 (352 amino acids)
Biological process (GO): retrograde vesicle-mediated transport, Golgi to endoplasmic reticulum
Cellular component (GO): SNARE complex; endoplasmic reticulum
Source: RefSeq, a predicted model, not a curated record
AUGGACGGCUCAAGUUUACGAAUAUCAACAGCUGUGGAUAUCACAGCGCAAUUCAACGAACUGCUUCAGCAGCACCAGGCGCCGCCGGUUGUCAAGAAGGUCUCGCUGGACGAUAUUGACAGCUUCCUCAAAGAAGCAUACCGAAUUAACUCACACAUCACAAGCCUACACCAGCAGCUUCAAGAUGUACGGCAAGCGUAUCUCUCGACGGCGCAACCCCGCCGGGCACAGGCUCGAUUGGCCCAGAACCAGCCACGAAUAUUAUCCGAUCGAGAGCGAGAAGAGGUCGAUGCCAAUGCAAAGCAGAUGAUACGAGAGCUUAAUGCAAGCAUACGAUCGCUAGACGAGGCGGAACAGCUUCGCCGGGAGACCGAAUCAGCCAUUAUCCGCAAAAAGUACACCAAGGGGCUGGGCGCUCUCGGCUCGUGGGCAUCCGGCGGCAUUGCUAACAGCAAGUCCGCAGAACAUGCCGCGGCCGAAGGGCAGGCCCUGCAGCUGGGAGGCUAUCGAGACGGCGUGCUGUGGUUUCUACGGCAGCGACUGGAGCUAGUUUGUCGAACGCAACAAGACAUGAUGGAGACUCGAUUGCGCAGAGAGUUAGAAAAGAGCCGUAGCAUGCUACCGGUGGGAGACCUGGCAGAAUUUGUCCCAACCACUCACAGAUCACACCAGCAGCCGUCAGGCGACGCUUUCCCUUCUGGGACGGAUGAGUACUCUGUUCCAGCUACAGAGGGCUUAACACAAGAACAGGUUCAGAUGUUUGAGGAGGGCAACCAAAGUAUGAUGGAGCACUACGAAAGCACAUUGGAUAAAGUGAGAACCGCCGAGAGGUCUUUGUUGGAGAUUUCCGAGCUUCAGACACUUCUAGUCAACAACCUGUCAGCGCAAUCUGAAAACAUUGAGCUUCUUGUAGCAGAUUCAGUCUCGAUGGCGGAUAAUGUUGGCGGCGGCAACAAACAGCUUAAGAAAGCCACGCAGCGGCCAAGCACGGCACGAUAUACCUUUUUUGCGGCAAGCGGCCUAUGCGCAUUCCUGAUUCUCUGGGAUUUGAUUAUAUAG